ACUUAUUAAGAUUGGAACAUGUUUGGUUUGGUUUUUUCAUCUAUAAAAGAGUCUCUUCCAAGGAUCUUCAAGGAGAAUAUUAUCUCUCUCCUAAAAUUCUCCAAUUUCGUAUGGGUAAUUAUGGUAAUUGUGACUGUGACCCAAAUUGAUUUCAUUGAUGUGGCUUAAACUUAUGGAUUCUGAUCGUCAAAGAAAGCCCUCAGAAAACUUAGUUCAUUCUAGAUUCUUCCUCUCUGGUUUCUAUUGCUGGGAUUGGGAAUUCUUAACCGCUCUUCUUCUCUUCAGUUGUUCUUUCUAGACAGAAAUUUUCUUCUUUUUUAUUAUUAUUUUCCUUGAGGAUAUAUUAUUAGGGAUAAUUAAUUAGGUGAAGGGUAAAUCGGGAAGAAAAAAUGUCGCAGCGAUCGGUGCCGGCGCCGUUUUUGACGAAGACGUAUCAGAUGGUGGAUGAUUUUGCGACGAAGGAUGUGAUAUCAUGGAAUGAAAGUGGCGAAAGUUUUGUUGUUUGGAAACAUGCGGAUUUUGCAAGGGAUUUGCUUCCUAAGUAUUUUAAACACAAUAAUUUCUCCAGCUUUGUUCGCCAGCUCAACACAUAUGGAUUCCGAAAAGUUGUGGCAGACAAAUGGGAAUUCGCAAACGAAAAUUUCAAACGAGGCCAGAAAGAUCUCCUCACCGAAAUCAAACGCCGCAAAACCGUAUCACAACCGUCGUCACAUCCUCCAGAAACCGAAAAAACCAACGCCAACGGCAACAACUCUCCUUCAAACUCCGACGACAUCAACGGAGUCGGAUCCACCUCCACAGUCCGAUCAACCUCUUCCUCCAAUUCAAAAAACCCCGGAUCAGUAGAAACAACACUUCCACAGUGCGUCAAUUUAUCGUCCGAGAACGAGAAACUGAAAAAGGAAAACGAGAUAUUGAGUUGGGAGUUAGCACGUGCGAAGCACAAGUGCGAUGAGUUGGUGUCUUUUCUAAAAGACCGUUUAAACGUGGGACCCGAUCAGAUCGAUCGCAUUAUGAAAGAAAGAAACUGUGAACCGGUUCAAAAUGCGGUUGGUGAAGGUGAAGAAAAUGGAAGAGAUAGUUUGAAACUGUUUGGUGUUUGGUUGAAAGAAGAAAACUAUACAGAGAAAAGAAACAAUAAUAAAAAAAGAAUUUGUGAACAACAAUUGGACUUCGGUGGGCCCAGGGCUAAAGUGACAAACAAUGUUGUUGACUUUAGUGCUGUCAAUGUUGUGAACAUGAUGAAAAGUGGCAAGAUUGCCACCUUUUACAAAUAGAAUUACUUUUUUUUUUAAUGGACAAAAUUAAAAUAAAAGUGUCAUCAUGAAAAAUGAUAAGAUCACUGGUUGGGUACAAAGAGAAAAAUUGCUACCCAAUAUUUCUUUUAUGUGUUCAAGAAGUUCUGUUAAUUUUUAUUUACUAUAGGUAAUAUACUUGUAUGAAUAUUAGUUCAGAGUUGUUGUAAAGCAGGUACAAAUAAUCGACCUAUGACUUUUUAGGAUAAUCAUAAAAAUAGUUGUUGGUAUUA
Molecule: messenger RNA, 1528 nt
Organism: Lathyrus oleraceus (garden pea)
Lineage: Eukaryota; Viridiplantae; Streptophyta; Magnoliopsida; Fabales; Fabaceae
Product: heat shock factor protein HSF24
Exons: 2
Coding region: 390-1277 (295 amino acids)
Biological process (GO): regulation of transcription by RNA polymerase II
Cellular component (GO): nucleus
Molecular function (GO): RNA polymerase II cis-regulatory region sequence-specific DNA binding; DNA-binding transcription factor activity
Source: RefSeq, a predicted model, not a curated record